AUGUUUGCGACAAAAUGUUUGGCACAACAAUGUUAUAAGAUUGUUAAAUUACAAUCUCUUAAAUCAGCUAAGAUCUGUGUGCCAUCUGUUCGUUGUUACGGUAGUAUUUACGAACCUGAGUAUCUAGAUAUGUUAAAGCCAGAUAUUCCUGAAUACGAGGAAGUAAAUAUUCAAAUCAAAGGUUAUGACUUUGCCAUACUAGAAUCGUUUCAAAAACUUGUGCACACUAUUGCCGAAAAUAUGGACCUUGAAGUAUCUGAUGGGUGGGCAUUACCUCCACAAACAAUAAAUGUCAGACGAUUGGUGCCCAAUAGUGAAAAUGUAGAAGCACAAUUCACGUUAAGUGUAUACGAACGUAAUAUACAAGUGGUUGACAUCCCCGCUACUAAGCUUUCCUUACUUAUCGAAGUAAUAGAAGACUCACUACCUGCAGGGGUUAAGGCAUCAAUUCACAAGCACACGGACGAACACGAAAUACUCAAAUAUAUACCCGACAACGAACUGAAAACGUUGAAAAAUCAACUAGAAGAAAUGGGUGGUACAAAAAAAAAAAAGUGA
This is a messenger RNA of Macrosiphum euphorbiae (potato aphid), 558 nucleotides long. NCBI's taxonomy places the organism in Eukaryota, Metazoa, Arthropoda, Insecta, Hemiptera, Aphididae. The record is from the annotation of a GenBank genome assembly.